Dermacentor albipictus is the source of this 7163-nucleotide messenger RNA. The record is from RefSeq and is a predicted model, not a curated record. Lineage: Eukaryota; Metazoa; Arthropoda; Arachnida; Ixodida; Ixodidae.
CUGAUCACUGGGGUCACUGAUCACUGGGGUCACUUCUCAGCCUGCAGAGGCCAGAAAGGGCCAGCCUCGGGGUUGCCCUGCUCUCGACAAGGCUGAUGGCGCUCCAGAAGGCGGGCUGCUCAGUGUCCCUGCCCUGGCUUCCAGCCCACGUAGGGAUACCGGGCAACGAGGAAGCUGAUGCACUGGCAAAGCGUGCCCACCACUGCGUGGUCCCGCCCAGCCUGGCAGUGACAGCCAGUGAUUUCACAAGCCACAGGCUUCGGCGCCAUCUGCUGGCCUGCCAUCCGGACAAGCGGAUGUCCUUGGGCCGCCCUCCGCGGUCACUUCCACAGCGCGGCCUCGCACGCAGGGGACCUCCCUCUUUCUGCGAUUGAGGAUUGGCUGCUGUUGGACGGGUGCUCGCCGCCACCGGCACGGCCUCAUCGCCUCUCCAGCCUGUGCCUCCUGUGGGGAGCCCGAGACCCUGGAGCACCUCCUGCUCUUACCUACAGCAGCGUGACCGUCUCCUGCAGGAGUUCCGACGCCUGGGGCUUCCUUCUGCACGGCAGGAAGACAUCCUCUGCCCUGGUCGUAGCGAGCUACCAGCCCUCCUAAGUGUCGUCGAGUACCUCGACUCGUCGGGGUUCUCGGCGAGACUCUAGGAUUUUCUGCAAAGACGGAUAGCCUCACGGCUAUCCAAACCACUCGAGGCUACUCGACCUGCCCCAACCACCUGGCUCCUGCUGGAUCACCGCCCCCUAGCCUUUCACCAGAUCACCACACCUACCGGACCCACUGGCCCUUUCCUGCCGGACUACUCCGCCGCUGCCAUGGCGGCACUCUAACCCUCUACUCUCCUAUCUCCUUUGUUCCCACUAUCCCCCCCCACCUCUGUUGACGCUGAGCCGUGCUCCCGCAAAGGCUGCAGAAAACAGCGUCAACUUUUCCUUAUCCCUUCAAGAACCACUUUUUUCUCUGCAAGAGCUAAAGGAAUAGGUUCUCUAGGUCCAUCGUGAACUUGCGUUAACAGUUGGUUGUUCUUGACACACUUCGUAUAAUAAAGUAUAUCAUUCUUCAUUGUGCAGUACAUGUCGGCCGAUCGCUUUUCGCAGUUGACGUUAAAAGUACGGAUGGGCCUUUAUAAGAAGCCGCCCCCUUACUGUGCUUCUUCAGCAGUUAAUUCCGCUGGGUAAUUGGUCACGAACUGUUCAGUUGUUUGGCGACGUAAUGUCAUGGCAACAUUCAAUUCCUUAUUAGUUUUCCGGUGUCUUGCGUUGUCGCUGAUCACAUUUAUUUUCCAGCUGAAAAGCACCGGAAAGAGUGUAGGAAAGAGCUGAAGCGUGUCCACCAGUUUCGCAGUGUACACAUAUGGUCACGGCUCAUGUGAAAGUUGUUACGCAAUACGCCAAUGUCUGCUUCUUCUUUUUCGAAGUUGAUCCCAGAGCACCGUUGAAACGUAGCCAAACUAUUUCAAACAUUGUGGUAUUCCUUAGUCCAUCGUCAAGAGGAGGUACUUCCUCUUAAAAGGUUCUGUAACGUUAUCUUCGCCACACAACGCACUGUCGUAUUACAUCACUCAUUUUCGUCCCCUUUGCCCGAAACCUCGUCGAUAUACAAGUCGGUGUCCCACGUACUCCGUCGUGCAGUUUGCCCAUAUACGUGUCGCACUAAUAGUAAAGAUUGCUUCCUUGUAUAUGUAAUCGGUUGCUGCUAGUCUUGUCGUAUAGGCCCUGCCAAAGGUGCCCGUGAAGUGACAUUUGGCAUUUGUUUCUUCUGCUUUUAGUGGACCUUUGAACUUGUCUGCUAAUAUUAUUUACGGAAAGUAAAUGCCGCACCUGUCAACUUCAAUGCCUCGUCUUGAGAUACUUUUCGAUGUGUAUCUAACACGCGAUUCAUCUCCUUUUGUCCUUCCAUUAUACGGCAUUUUGGAACGGCUAUUCCUUGGUCAGCAUCGACUCGCAUCCCUUCCACAAAAUUGUUCACUACGAAAUCUUUUCUACGAUGUCUCCUGGUUAUAUCUGCUAGAGUUUUCACUACCGCUGACGUGUUCCCAUAGUUCUCCUACUGAGCAAUCCUUGAUUUUUUUUUCAGUCUGCGUUCAACUUGUGCUUCAGGCAUUUUCUUUCUCCUACACAGCAUGAUUGUACGAGUGGUUCACUACUUUACUGAUGCUCGCAAGUUCUACUUUUGCUAGAAUGACGACGGUAUCCAUCAGUUACUGUUUUUUGUCAGGACCAGCACUGUAUCCGCUCUCAUAUAAGAGUACCAUGAAUGCUGCACUUAGAUACGCCGUCGGGCUUGCAUCCGAGAAAGUGUGUUGCUGUUCCGUUUCAUAUUGUCGAUUUAUUCUGAUUUUCCUGGCUGCAUUCCUCCAUACAUCCUUUAUCCUCGUCUGAAAGACUGUUGUCCCAAGAUGUUUCGGUUACUCAUUAUUUAAUACCGAUAGCAGAAUACUGUCGGCCCUGUCCCAUUUCAUUCCUAAGACUCUAGUCUCGCUUGAUCACGUAGGAACGGCGUCUUGAUGCGCAUUAAAAUUCUCAUCGCUGGUUGAUGUCUAUUUCCCAAGAUUCAUUGAAGCUCGGCGAUUUUUGUUCUUGCUUCCUUGUUCAUGCAUUUUCCCUGGUGUUCCAAGCAUAAUUUCAUAAGCGCAAACCUAAUUACAUUUACUGUCAUUGCGAGAGUUCCUUCGAAAAUUCAUUAUUAUUGUUGAUACAUCUGCACUCCAAUUUCCUACUGCCUGCACCUACACGACGAUCACUACAUUGUUGCUUUUUCAGCUACUUUGCUUUUUCUCGCUGCUGUCUUCUCCGUCUUUCAUUUCCCCUUGCCCUUCUCCCAGGGCAGGGAAGCAAACCAGAAUCUCAUCCGGUUUCUCUCUCCCCCUCCUGCCUGAAGGUUAUCAUUCAAAACAUUAUUUAUCCUGACCACGAGGCGUCAAAUACUACGCUUACUUUUCUUACUUGUCGGUCUUCUGGAAUUUGCUUGAUGCGACAUAGUAUUUAACGUUGAUCCUUCCGAUCGCGGUCGUUAUGCCAUUUCAAGCGUGAAACCUCUCGCAACGAACAGCUGUACUUUUCUCUCGGUACUGAAUUUGUCUCCAGCUUUCGGGAUAGUAUUCCAGUUGCUACUACAUUGGUUUCCAUGUUCACUUGCUCUCCAUCCUUAUGAACAGUCCUUGUGCAGGAUGCAACGGCAUGGUUCAUUUCAUGCAUCGUUUCUUUCUCAGGAAUUCGGCCAGUUUUGGCCAUUUUCAACUUUUUCUUGGCGUAAUCUUCGUCAGUCUUUCUGUCGUCACGAACCAUAGUGAACUUGAGUUUCAAACUUCUUAUUCUAGACCACAUUUGUAAGGAAAAAUCCAUUCGAGAAUGCUUUCCAUUUUCCAUUGUAUCUUCGUUUCGUCUACGGUCUGCGCUCCAAACGAUUUCUUCGGGCACGAGCAUCAGCUGCGCCAGGAGCGACUGCCAUUCUACAUUCUCCAGUGGCGUCUUGAUGGUAGACUGGACUUGUCUCCUCGCCCUGCACCACUUUUGGCUCUGCACUCCUGUUUUCUAUUGCGGUCUACGAGGGUACCCAGCGCGCUCCUGCACGACUCUGCGGUCUGCGCUCCAAAAGAUUACUUCGGGCACGAGCACCAGCUGCGCCAGGAGCGACUGCUAUUCUACAUUCUCCAGUGGCGUCCUGAUGGUAGACUGGACUUGUCUCCUCGCCCUGCACCACUUUUGGCUCUGCACUCCUGUUUUCUAUUGCGGUCCACGAGGGUACCCAGCGCGCUCCUGCACGACUCUGCGGUCUGCGCUCCAAAAGAUUACUUCGGGCACGAGCACCAGCUGCGCCAGGAGCGACUGCUAUUCUACAUUCUCCAGUGGCGUCCUGAUGGUAGACUGGACUUGUCUCCUCGCCCUGCACCACUUUUGGCUCUGCACUCCUGUUUUCUAUUGCGGUCCACGAGGGUACCCAGCGCGCUCCUGCACGACUCUGCGGUCUGCGCUCCAAAAGAUUUCUUCGGGCACGAGCAUCACCUGUGCCAGGAGAUACUGCUAUUCUACAUUCUCUUGCCAGUGGCGUCCUGCUGGCAGACUGGACUUAGCCUGGCGCGCUUGCACUUAAUUCUGGUAAGUACCACAUACCGACGACUGUCCUGCGACUGCGUGCUUUCGAAUGACCAACAAACGGUGCUUGUCGUUUCGGGUUCCGAGUGUUUGCUGUCACUUGUGGCGGGAGGGAAAUGUUACAGCACGAUCAUUCGCAAGACUCCUGGCCUUACCUCAAGAGCGACUAACUUCAGCCCGAUCGUCCUGCCCCAGAAUCCAUACAGCACGCUUCCUCAUACUCGUGAAGGCGUCGCACGCCUGUCUUGGCGGUGUCCUGCACUGUGUUAACGGCGUGUUCAUGUUCUCAAGGACUGCGUGUCGUCGCCGCCCUGCGACCGUCCAUCGGAUGUGCUCCUACAGUUCUUCGCUGUUGCCUUGUUCCGCAGGCAUAUGUAACAGAUUUAGUGUAGCAAGCUUUUCUGCUUUUGAAGAGUGGUGGUGCGCUGCUCAGCGAAUAGAUGGUGCUUCUAGGAAACUGGUUAAUACGAAGCAGAACAGUAAAAAGGUCUGGUUACAUAGACACCCCUCAGUGAGUAAUAAGGAUUGUCGAUGUAUUAAUGAGCCGAUCUGUAAAUUUUUGGUGGCGAGAUUAACGGACAUUUAUUUACAUUGUGCACUUUCGUAGUAGUACUGUGUGUGUGUGUGUGUGUGUGUGUGUGUGUGUGUGUGUGUGUGUGUGUGUGUGUGUGUGUGUGUGUGUGUGUGUGUGUGUGUGUGUGUGUCACGCGUUUGGUUUGUGCAUUUGGGUAAGUCGCCUUACUCCUGUGUUCCUUUUGUGCGGUCGAGAACGUAUCACAUGAGCUCCACUGGUAUAACUGGUGCACUUCGAAUUUCUCAUAUUUCGGUAGCCUUUCCAGCGUCCCAGUUGAUGCUUCAUUUAUGCUCUUUCAUUCCUGUUGAAAGGUUCCUGGUUUGAUGGUUUACUGUGGUCUAUGGACAUUCGCUUGGUUGAAGCGCUCGUUUCUUUGGAUUUGGUCCUCGGGUUGGCCUCGGUGCUCGUUUCCGCAUUCAGCGGAUUUGUUCAGGCGUCUUUCUCGUGCCAGAAACGAAGUCUUCACACAUUUUCGGUUCUUCCACGUCGCUCGUCACUGACUAGAAAAGAUCAACAUACCACUACAAAAGGACACAAUGCCAAUGAAUGGGAAAGGGGAGGGUGCUUAUUCUCGCCAACAAAAAUUUCCUGAUUUGCUCAUGAUGAUAAUGACCUCCAUCUUUAAGACUGGUUGGUGGGAAAUGUCACCGGGCCUUCUUUGGUGUCGUUAAUUAAUGAAAUGCUUUUAUGUAUCUACAUGGUCCAACUUAUGUAUUGCCUGCCGUUUGUUUAUCGGACAGUGCUACGCGCUGUCAUCGCUUGUUCACCGCGUAUACUGCGCCGUAGUUUGAUAUAUUUAUGUGUGCACAACUAUCGCGUACCGUGCAAGGUUGGUAAAGAUACUGAAGCGCCAUGGUACCCUUGACGCAGCUGUGACGUCGUUGCCCGCUGACUGUAGUUCAGGUUACGCACAGUUGGCCAAUUACGUGAUUAAAGCACACCGCGUGAGCGAUUCUCAAGCAGCUGCUUCGAAGGUGCUACAUGUACUCCCCCUACGCCAUGUGUAAACAUGUCUAGGCAAGUGACACGCACGAGCACGCUCAAAGAAAUAAGAAAAUGUCAGCUUGUAUCUUCUGUUCAAACGAAUUAAGCUUACCAAAGUUGCCCCCGUACUUGUUUUCUGUACGCCAGUCAGUCUUUCCAUUGCUAUCUGAAUGCGUUUUCUUUCAACAGUGUUCGAAUUCGCACGUGCUACCGCUAUUGUCCUAAUCUCGAUAUAUGGACGCACACUUAGUUUCUUACGAAUUACUUUUAUUGUUCUCAACCUUACCUCUGCGUUGAUUGAUAACUAAAUAAAAGGUAGGCACUGUCCUUGGUAAAUAGUUACGUGUGCCGCAUUACACCGCCUUUUAUUUUUUGCUGCUUUAAUCCGCUGUGAUGGAAAAAUUCAAGCAACCACGCAUGUGCGAUUGUGCUCAGUCGAACGCAUUUUCUUUAACCACGAACAUGCGCACAGCGCAGUUGAGCCAUUCUGAAGGAAGUCUCUUUUCUAUCUUGAGUUACACGACAUUCCUGCAAAUGCGCCACACAAUACUCGCAAUCAGUUUAAGAUACGACCAGUGAGGAGAUUUGGACGUCAUGACAUGCGUCCGACGUGUGCUUAAUGACUGUGGUGUUCACCUGCUAAGCACGAGGUCGCCGGUUCGAAACCCCGCGGCCACGGCGGGCGCAUUUAGAUGGGGGCGAAAUGCAAAAACCACCAGGUGGUCCAAAUUUCCGGAUUCCCCCACUGAGGCGUGCGUCAUCAGAUCGUGGUUUUUGCACGUAAAACCUCAUGUUUGUUAGUAUGCGUCACCUUGGAGGCCUUUUUUGUCUGUCGCAGUUGGUACGUGGACGCAGGGAAACAAAACACACCCACACAGCACUCAGUGGUUCACAAUAAGACAGCGAUGCACGAAAUAACUGCACAUUGAGAGGUCAUGAUGCUGGAGGAUGUGACAUAUUACAAAUAGAUCGUCGUCUCGUAAUGUUUUAGUACCUUCGGUGCGUUUCGCAUCCAACUGGACAAGUUUGGAUAAUUGCUUGCUGAAAUAAUUGCGUUUACUCGUUCUCCAUUCUUUCGAUCCCCCAGCGAAGGUGCUGUACAACGCUUGUUCAUUUAAGAUGGAUUUUACAGCUUCAAGCUAUGUGAACAUUAAUGCAGGCAAAGAAAUGUUAUUUCGCCUUGACUUACGAUGUUAUUUUCGAUUUAUUGUUCUAAGAAAACUGUUGUACGUUCUAGUUCCAUACGUUGAAGUAUCGUGAAGCUGAGAAAUCUGUGCUUACAUAAAUCCUGGUAUGCAUUUGAUAUGUAUUCCUGUACAAAUACAUAAAUGUAUGUUUGUAUGUUAAUGCACUGCAUAUGCUGCUGCUUGCAACAUCAUGAAAUCGUCAAGUAGCCUUGAAUCGCUUUUAUUUCGUCUACUGUAGUCGUGUUUUGCGAUGUUUGUGCUGAGCAUGCAUUGCAAUAAACUGCACGUUGCCCCCCAAGUAUUCUGUCAAAUAAAACUUCUUAUUCCUGU